AUGACAAGGUCGCACCGUCUGCACGACAAGCUGCCCUGCGCGCAGUCAGCGGCGGCGGACAAUGCCUCUCGGACACGGCGGUGCAGUCGCUGUGCGGGGGAGAGCGCCGGCUCACCGGAGGGAGGCGCCCUGCUCUGCCUCUCGUACGACUCGCUCAUCGAGCUGGUGGAGCACCUGAAGGCGUGCCAGGAGAUCGCCAGCACGCGCACAGUGAACUGGCAGCGGUUCUGCGGCCGGAGCGAGGUGCUGGCCUUCCUGCUGCAGGCCAGCUACCAGCUGGACGAGGGCGUGGCGCCCAUCAUCCUGCAGCUGCUGCAGCUGGCCGUGUCGGCGCCGGCCGCGGCCGCCGCCGGCGCCGGCGGGAAGCACGCUCAGUCGUCGAGCGACUCGGACCCGUCUUCGAUGAGCCGCCAGCUGGCGCGUCAGCUGAUCGGGCCGGGGCCGCUGCCGGCCGGCACGGCUCGCUUCGUGCGCACCUUCCUGCUCGAGAGCAACGCCACCGCCAUCCGCUGGCAGGCGCACGCGCUCGUGCUGAGCAUCUACAGGAGCGCCACCUCGGGCCCGACAAGGAGGCGCUGGUCGAAGCUGAUGUGGAAGCUGUGGGCCGCUGCUUGCCCCUCGUACGGACGCAAGGGCCGUCCCAGUUUCGUCGACCUGCUCGGCUUCAUGUCACUGAAGACCACCGAGGCCGAGGAUAAGGUGCGGCGUCGCGACCGGCCAGCUCUGUGA
This is a messenger RNA of Pollicipes pollicipes, 729 nucleotides long. Its product is annotated as E3 ubiquitin-protein ligase UBR4-like. The record is from RefSeq and is a predicted model, not a curated record. NCBI's taxonomy places the organism in Eukaryota, Metazoa, Arthropoda, Thecostraca, Pollicipedomorpha, Pollicipedidae. The coding region runs from base 1 to 729 and encodes 242 amino acids. The transcript is spliced from 5 exons.